Akanthomyces muscarius is the source of this 2415-nucleotide messenger RNA. RefSeq lists its product as uncharacterized. Gene Ontology annotation, molecular function: mRNA binding; RNA cap binding. NCBI's taxonomy places the organism in Eukaryota, Fungi, Ascomycota, Sordariomycetes, Hypocreales, Cordycipitaceae. Gene Ontology annotation, biological process: nuclear-transcribed mRNA catabolic process, nonsense-mediated decay; mRNA export from nucleus. The record is from RefSeq and is a predicted model, not a curated record. The transcript is spliced from 3 exons. Gene Ontology annotation, cellular component: nuclear cap binding complex; nucleus. Bases 1 to 2415 code for a protein of 804 amino acids.
AUGGCCGACUACGACAGAAGACAAUCGGGCGGACACAAUCGCAAGAGACGUUAUAGAGAUGAUGAUGAUCAGUACGACCGACGUCCAAGAAAGCGACAUGAGCCAGCUCCAGUGGCUGUCCGAUUCAGAAAACAGCUCGUGAGCAUUGCCGAAUCGCUGCUGCGACGUUGGGCCGACGAGGUGCUGUCUCUCGCGCAGAUGAUUGCCGACAACUAUGACGACGAGCAUCUGCGCAGUAUCUACGUCAACCUGGUUCUGCAGAUGGCGCUCGAGCAGCCUCUUAAGACCCCCUUUGUGGCCGCCGUGGUGCUCGUCGCCAACGCGCUCAAACCCGAAGCCAUGGAGAUUGUCCUCGAGCGCCUAGCCAAGGACCUCGAAGGCGCCAUUGCCGCCGGCCAGUGGACGGAGGUGAAGCUGUAUCUGAAGCUUCUGGCCUGUCUGCAACGCAAUCUGGAAGGAGAUGGAGUGUUUCCUCUGCUGGAGGAGCUUUUCGACCGCGCUGCUGGACUGCAGACGGCGAGCUCUGAAGAUACUAUUGGAACUGAAAUCGUCAAGAUCAUUCUCCUCACGAUCCCGUACGCCAUGGUCGCUGCGCCAGGUGAUUUCAAGCAAAAGGCCGCCGAGCUCAUGGACAAGACCGACAUCAUCGCCUCUGAACCCCACGCGCUGCAUGCGCUGGUCGACCCUUACUUUACUAAGAGCAACGAAGAGAGCCCGACUGCUUCUGCCAGUGUGCUGGUGCUUCUUCAGAAGCAACUGCAAGCAGAGGCUGCCAAGGACUGGGAGCUGGCAUGUUUGCCUCGCCCAUGGCAAAUGGCGCUCGAGGACGUGGAAACGCAGGACAAGAUGACGAAUGCUCGCAAGCAUGCGAUUCCCGCCAUCUCUAUUCCGGCUGCCAUGGUCGCUGGACCCCGCGCCCUCUUUCCCGAGGUGUACCUAUCCGUCUAUCCUAAGACUGACGACAUUGAGUCUGUGCCGGGCACACAGCACAUUGCUUCAUCGCUCAUCCGCGAUGUGCUCGUUGACACAGUCAACGGCCUCAACUACAACCGAAACGCCACCGCUCGCUUCCUCAUGGACAUUGAUUGCUACUUUGCUGACGGCACAUUUGUCAAGCGCGCGACACCGUUUGACGAGCUGCGCAAUGUUGCCGGCAACCGCUCCACAUGGAAGCCCGAGGACGUGACAAUUGACACGGUCUUUUCGCAGCUCCUUCAGCUGCCGACGCCUGACUGUAAGCUCGUCUACUACCACUCGGUCCUCACGGAGGCCUGCAAGCUGGCGCCAGCUGCCGUUGCGCCCAGUCUGGGCCGAGCCAUUCGUCACCUGUACCGCAACAGCCCGCGUAUGGAUCUGGAGCUGUCAUAUCGCUGCCUCAACUGGUUCUCGCACCACCUGAGCAACUUUGGCUUCACUUGGAAGUGGUCGGAGUGGUCAGACGACGCGGCGCUGUCAGAUCUGCACCCGGCGAAGUGGUUCCUUAACGGUGCGCUGGACAAGGAGAUUCGCCUGAGUUUUGCUCAAAGAAUCCAGAAGACGCUCCCCGAAGCGUACCAGCAUCUCAUCGGUCCCGAGAAGGAGCAGGAUGUGCCCGACUUCAAGUACAAGAAUCCAGACACACCCUUCUCCGCCGAGGGCCAAGAAUUAGGAGCCUUGUUACGCCGCAAGGCAACGGACGAGGAGAUCCAGCCUACCAUUGAUGCCAUCCAGGCGCAAGCCAAGGAGCGUGCUCUGGACCCUGUCGCCACCAGCACAGACGUGUUCGUGACGGCCAUGUGCUGGGUGGGCUCCAAGUCGAUGAGCCAUGUCCUUGCCUGCAUCGACAGAAGCAAGGUUCGCCUGAUCGACGCAGGGGCCACCUCACCGGCAGCUCGCGCCCAGAUCAUCUCUUCCGUCAUGGCCUACUGGCACGCUCACCCCGGCGUGGCCCUGUCCAUCAUCGAGAAGCUACUCAACUACUCGAUCCUCACACCCUUUUCCGUCGCCGACUGGGCGAUCCUGGCCGAUAGUGCUUCGCACAGGGGCUCACCCGGCGCGGCGCUAGCGCAGCCGCACAUUUACGAGGCCAUCUUCAACACCGUUUCCAAGGUCACGGCGCGGGUGCGACAGAUCCUCGCAGUGCCGUCUGGCAGCGGCGAGGACGUGGCGGUCGACGAGGAGACGCGCCAAAAGGAGGUUGCCGACAUGACCGAGCUGUUCCGCACCAUCAAUGACGCGCUCGAGUCGUGGGCUAGUGGCAGCAAGGAUGAGUUGAUGGAGCAGGAUGCCGGGAGCGAGACGGACGAGACGCUGAUUCGAAGAUGGGGACAGCGUUGGCUGCGCGUGUUUCGGCGCCGCGCGGCGGUGGAGGCGGCCUUUGUGGCCGAGGCGACCAAGGACAAGAUGGUGGUGGAUGGCGAAAAUGGAAGUGCGUAA